Messenger RNA from Solanum pennellii, 2092 nucleotides. RefSeq names its product probable sphingolipid transporter spinster homolog 2. Bases 224 to 1846 code for a protein of 540 amino acids. Gene Ontology annotation, molecular function: transmembrane transporter activity. Gene Ontology annotation, cellular component: membrane. The record is from RefSeq and is a predicted model, not a curated record. Lineage: Eukaryota; Viridiplantae; Streptophyta; Magnoliopsida; Solanales; Solanaceae. Gene Ontology annotation, biological process: transmembrane transport. The transcript has 16 exons.
GUGAGGCUCUCCUGAUUUUUAGUUACCAUGUAUUUGUGAACUGCAAACACAAGAUUUAUUCUCCAUUAUUAUAAAGUUAAAGAAAUACAGCAAAAAAGUCUAAACUCCAUUAUUGAGCCAAAAGAGAAAAAAAGGUUAAAAAUCAAAGGCUUUUGGGGAAGGAAGGAAACAGUUUCCUUCCAGUCAAAGAAUUAAUAUAUAUUGUUUAUUUAUUUUUCUUUAAAUGGGGAAACAAGAACCAGACCCAAAGUCUUUGGAUGAUUCAAAUUCAACACAUAAACCUGACACAUCAACUCUUGAUGUGCUUGCAGCUACAGAUAUGGCAAAACCUUCAAUUUCAUCGUCAUUACUUCCUCAACCUUCUUGGUUUACUGCCAAAAGGUUGCUUGCGGUAUUCUGUGUGAUCAACUUAAUAAAUUAUGUGGAUCGUGGAUCUAUUGCGAGCAAUGGUGUUAAUGGAAACCGUCGAACUUGUACGAAAGACGGUACAUGUUCUUCUGGCAGCGGAAUUCAGGGUGAAUUUAAUUUGAGUAAUUUUCAGGAUGGGGUCAUAUCAUCUGCUUUCAUGGUUGGGCUUCUGGUGGCAUCUCCAAUAUUUGCCUCCUUCGCCAAGAGGGUCAAUCCGUUUAGACUUAUUGGAGUUGGACUGACAGUGUGGACAAUAGCUAUUGUUGGUUGUGGUUUCUCAACUAAUUUCUGGUUCAUUGCAACAUGCAGAAUGCUGGUGGGUGUUGGUGAAGCAUCUUUCAUAAGCCUUGCCGCUCCUUUUAUUGAUGAUAAUGCGCCUGUUGCUCAGAAAACAGCAUGGCUGGGAAUAUUUUACAUGUGUAUACCAACUGGUAUAGCAUUUGGCUAUGUAUAUGGUGGACUGGUUGGCAAUCAUCUUAGCUGGCGUUGGGCAUUUUGGAUUGAGGCAUUACUAAUGCUUCCCUUUGCAGUUUUAGGUUUAUUUAUGAAACCAUUGCAAUUAAAAGGAUUCUCUCAUAUCGGAUCAAAAAAACCAUUAACUUCUCCUCUGACUGCUUGCCCAGAAGAAGCUGUUUUGAAUUGUAGCAAUGGUUUGUCAUCAACACGGGAAGAAUCCAAGGAUGGUUCGAAAGGUGCUCCUAGCAAUUUGAAUGAGUUGGCAAGAUUUUGGAAGGAUCUAAAAACGCUUCAUCUUGAAAAGACUUAUGUCAUCAAUGUCCUAGGAUACAUAGCAUAUAAUUUUGUAAUUGGUGCAUAUUCCUAUUGGGGACCCAAGGCUGGUUAUUACAUAUACCAUAUGAAAAAUGCAGACAUGAUGUUUGGAGGUAUUACUGUUAUAUCUGGAAUAUUCGGAACCUUGGCCGGAGGCUUUGUUUUGGAUCGAAUGACAUCCACAAUAUCCAAUGCCUUUAAGCUUCUCUCAGUGGCAACAUUUCUUGGAGCAAUAUUUUGCUUUGCUGCCUUUUGUUUUAAGAGUUUAUAUGCUUUCAUCCCUCUUUUUGCAAUAGGAGAACUGCUUGUAUUUGCAACACAGGGCCCUGUAAACUAUGUCUGUCUCCAUUCCGUCAAUCCAGGUUUGAGACCACUGGCUAUGGCGAUGUCUACUGUUUCAAUCCACAUAUUUGGUGAUGUUCCUUCCUCUCCUCUUGUGGGGGUUGUCCAGGAUCACAUUAACAAUUGGAGGGUCACUGCUUUGAUGUUGACAUCAGUUCUACUUAUAGCGGCUGGAAUAUGGUUUUUAGGCAUCUUUCUUCACAGUGUAGAUAGAUCCAACGAAGAUAGUGACAAUCAAAUAAGUGAUGCUGAGAGAGCAAGGUCACAACCAUUGCUCAAGGAGAAAAGUAAUGAACCAAUUGAGGUCCCUGUUGAAUCCUCCUAGUAUUUGGUUGUGUUGCUACUGGACAAAUGAAAUGUAAAUUCUUUGGUUCUUUUUCUCUUGAUAAUGGUUGUUUUUGGGCUCGGUUUUGCACGUACCUCGACUAUUUCACCUUUGUACCUGCCACCUCCCAUUGGCACAUGUACCAUAUAACUCUGUCCUCCGAGGCUUAAUGUAAAUUCUUUGAUUCUUAUCUCUGUGUAAAUAAUGUUGCAAAUCCAUCAAGAGAAGUAGUUGAAUUUGUUCAUA